CUGUCCCUGUCCUCUGUCCUCUGCCCUCUGCAUUAACUUCCCUUAAUCAGAGAGAGAGAGAGAGAGAGAGAGAAGCCAUGAGCAGAAUGCUUAGUUAAUGAUCUUCCUCAAUCCUCAGGUUUUAGCAGCUCCCUUGGGAAAAAAAAAAAAAGAAAAUCAAAGAGAACAAAACAAAAUUUCUCAGGGGGUAGAGUGAGAGAGAGAGAGAGAGAGAGAGGGUCCUGCUGCUGGGCUGAUCUUUGGGUGCAGAGCCUCCUGCAGAUUCUGUUACCUUCACUUUUUGCUCACGCCUUUCUCGCCGUAUUCCACAUUGUCUCUUCUUCCUCCUCCUAAUCUCUGCUACUCGGAGCUAUUAUCCGCCAUUACCGAGCCACGGCCUUACACUGCUGAGAACCCUUUUAGCUCUGUAAUGUAAUGUCGUCUUCCCCAACUUGAGGUUUUUGCUUCUCUAGGUGUGAAAAGAGAGAGAGAGAGAGAGAGCUAGAGGGAGACAGAGAAGGAAGCAUUUCAAUGGCAGGCGGAGGAGGGGGAGGAGCAAAGGCGGAGGAGCCACAAGCACACCCACCAAAGGAUCAAUUGCCAAAUGUGUCUUACUGCAUUACCAGUCCUCCUCCAUGGCCUGAAGCUAUUCUCCUCGGCUUCCAACAUUUUAUCGUGAUGCUGGGGACGAUUGUUAUCAUCCCCACCGCUCUCGUGCCUCAGAUGGGAGGCAGAAAUGAGGAGAAGGCAAAGGUGAUCUCCACCUUGCUGUUUGUCGCUGGUAUAAACACACUGCAGCAGACAUUGUUCGGGACAAGAUUACCUGCUGUCAUUGGAGCAUCUUAUACCUUUGUCCCAACCACUAUUUCCAUCAUCCUUGCUGGUCGAUACAGUGACGACUCUGAUCCUGUAGAGCGGUUCAAGAGGAUAAUGCGGGCAAUUCAGGGAUCUCUUAUUGUUGCUUCUACUCUUCAGAUUGUUCUAGGAUUUAGUGGGCUUUGGCGUAACGUUACAAGGUUCUUGAGCCCACUGUCAUCAGUCCCAUUGGUGGCUCUAGUGGGUUUUGGGCUCUAUGAGUUAGGGUUUCCUGGUGUUGCCAAAUGUGUGGAGAUUGGACUUCCGGAGCUGAUACUUUUAGUCUUUGUUUCUCAGUACAUGCCUCACAUAAUCCACUCACGGAAAAAUCUGUUUGAUCGGUUUGCUGUCAUCUUCUGUGUUAUCAUUGUGUGGAUAUAUGCCCAUUUGCUUACUGUGGGUGGGGCCUACAAUGGUUCGCCUCAGAAAACUCAAGCGAGCUGUCGCACGGACCGUGCGGGUCUCAUAGAUGCUGCUCCCUGGAUAAGAGUCCCGUACCCCUUUCAGUGGGGACCACCUUCAUUCGAUGCCGGUGAAGCCUUUGCAAUGAUGAUGGCUUCUUUUGUCGCUCUCGUAGAGUCCACCGGCGCUUUCAUUGCGGUGUCAAGGUCUGCAAGUGCAACUCCAUUGCCCCCGUCAGUCCUCAGCCGCGGAGUUGGAUGGCAGGGUGUUGGCAUUUUGAUAUCAGGAGUAUUUGGAACCGGAAACGGCUGCUCUGUGUCGGUAGAAAAUGCGGGUCUGAUAGCACUAACUCGUGUGGGGAGUCGAAGGGUCAUUCAGAUAUCUGCUGGGUUCAUGAUUUUUUUCUCCAUUCUUGGUAAGUUCGGAGCUGUUUUUGCAUCAAUACCUGCACCCAUUAUCACUGCUCUCUACUGCAUUUUCUUUGCAUAUGUGGGCGCCGUGGGUGCGAGCUUUCUCCAGUUUUGCAACCUCAACAGCUUCCGGACAAAAUUCAUACUGGGCUUCUCUGUCUUCAUGGGUUUGUCUGUUGCCCAUUACUUCAAUGAGUACACAGCGAUCAACGGUUAUGGCCCAGUUCACACUAGUGCAAGAUGGUUCAAUGAUAUGGUCAAUGUUCCCUUUUCGUCGGAGGCCUUUGUUGCCGGCAUCUUGGCAUACUUCCUCGACAAUACGCUGCACAAGAAGGAUGGAGCGAUCAGGAAAGACCGGGGCAAGCACUGGUGGGACAAGUUCCGGUCCUUCAAGGGCGACACAAGGAGCGAGGAAUUCUACUCCCUACCCUUCAACCUGAACAAGUACUUCCCAUCCGUUUGAUUUUGUAGAACCACCAAGCCACAAGAAACCAUUUCGAUUGGUCUUUUUUUAAGUAUAGUAGGUGCAUUGCUACGCUGAACCUUGGCGUAUAUAUAGAAUAGAAUCUUCUCCCUUAUAGAAACAUUAGAACAUUAAUGUUCAUUGCUUUCCGAGGCUGAGGGGAAGAAGAGUUUGAGGUGAUUCAUGAAGAGGAACAUUAUUAAUCGACAUGGUAAGACUUAAAUAACAAGCUUUCCUACUCAGUAUCAUUAUCAACUAGGUGCAUUGAUCUGAUGAA
This is a messenger RNA of Punica granatum (pomegranate), 2386 nucleotides long. NCBI's taxonomy places the organism in Eukaryota, Viridiplantae, Streptophyta, Magnoliopsida, Myrtales, Lythraceae. The record is from RefSeq and is a predicted model, not a curated record.